This is a messenger RNA of Danio rerio (zebrafish), 5326 nucleotides long. It is a transcript of the gene fgfr2, whose product is annotated as fibroblast growth factor receptor 2. Gene Ontology annotation, biological process: heart development; fibroblast growth factor receptor signaling pathway; mesoderm development. Gene Ontology annotation, cellular component: Golgi apparatus; membrane; plasma membrane. The record is from RefSeq and is marked validated. Gene Ontology annotation, molecular function: kinase activity; fibroblast growth factor receptor activity; nucleotide binding. Lineage: Eukaryota; Metazoa; Chordata; Actinopteri; Cypriniformes; Danionidae.
CGGAGGAGCCGGAGCUCUGAGGGCUGUGAUUGGAGGAGAAAGACCGAGUCCAAAAACUAUCAGCCAGGAAACGUCUCGAGUUUCAGGGGGGAGUGACAUUUCUUCAAGGGGUUGGAAAGAGAGAGAGAGAGAGUGAAAAAAAAUCUCCGUAAACCCGACAAAGCGUCCGAGUACGGCCAGUAUCCUCAGAGACUGCGCUCAUGUCACUGGAUGUGUAUUUUGGGAUGGAUGUUUUAUUCCGUGUUUGUUCUCGGGUAUAGCUGAAGGCUGCAGCGCGUCCUGCUGAAGACUCAAAUACAGGGUUCGCGGACGAAAAACGAAAAAAAGUUUCUGGAACGCGUCACUUUUUUCCCUCUUGAAGGAUUUACGCAAACACGAACGGAUACUAUCUGUGGGUCGCUGCUGGCAUGCGAGCCUGUCGUCGGUGUCUUGUUGGAUUUGGGAAUAGGGAAUAGUUUUGGUCGCAUUCCUGUCUGGAUUCGGCCCAUGAGCUCCCUGUUUAUAUGCGGAUCCUGAAAUUCGCUGUCUGCUCUUUUUCUCCCAGGUGAUUGGUGGGAAUUCCAGUGAGUGACCGACCGUACAGCCUGCAGUUGAUGGUUGGGUGGAGCCCCUCAGAUGGGAUCCGUGUCCAGGGGGAGGCCGAGGAGGAGGGGGGGAUGUGGAGACACGCCCACCACUGAUGGGAUGUUCGCCCGAGGGUGGCUUCUGGGUGCUCUCCUGCUAAUGACCCUGGCAACGGUAUCUGUGGCACGGCCGUCAUUGAAGAUUGACUUGGUGAAUACAUCUGCACCUGAAGAGCCUCCAACCAAAAACCAAAACUGUGUGCCCGUCCUGUUCUCGGUGCACCCGGGUGAGCUGCUCAAGCUCAAGUGCCCGCUGUCCGGGGCAGAUGACGUCGUCUGGACCAAAGACAGCUCCUCGCUGCGCCCCGACAACCGCACGCUCGUAACUCGGGAUUGGCUGCAGAUCAGCGACGCCACCCCGAAGGACUCGGGCCUGUAUUCGUGCAGUGCCACGGGCUCGCGGGACUGCGAUGUGUUUAGCUUCAUCGUAAACGUUACAGAUGCCAUCUCAUCCGGUGACGAUGAGGACGACACAGAGCGGUCAGACGAUGUUGGGGCAGACGGUGAACAAAUGCGGCUGCCAUAUUGGACCUUUCCAGAGAAGAUGGAGAAGAAGCUGCAUGCCGUCCCGGCGGCCAACACGGUGAAGUUUCGCUGCGCGGCAGCCGGAAAUCCUAAACCCAAAAUGCGCUGGCUGAAAAACGCAAAACCCUUCAGACAGGAGGAUCGCAUGGGCGGCUACAAGGUUCGACUCCAGCACUGGACCCUGAUCAUGGAGAGCGUGGUUCCCUCUGAUAAAGGAAACUACACCUGUCUGGUGGAGAACCAGUAUGGCUCCAUCAAUCACACAUACACGCUGGAUGUCGUUGAACGCUCUCCUCACCGGCCCAUUCUCCAGGCAGGCCUGCCAGCAAACGUCACUGUGCAAGUUGGACAAGAUGCGAAGUUCGUCUGUAAAGUUUACAGUGAUGCUCAGCCUCAUAUCCAGUGGUUGCAGCACUAUACGAAGAACGGCAGCCGCUAUGGUCCUGAUGGACUUCCUUAUGUCCGCGUAUUGAAGACGGCAGGUGUGAACACUACGGAUAAAGAGAUCGAGGUGCUCUACCUGCCUAAUGUAACUUUCGAGGAUGCGGGCGAGUAUACGUGUUUGGCGGGUAACUCUAUUGGGAUCUCCUAUCACACUGCUUGGUUGACGGUGCAUCCAGCUGAGACGAAUCCCAUCGAGACGGAUUAUCCUCCAGAUUAUGUGGAGAUCGCCAUCUACUGUAUAGGUGUGUUUCUGAUCGCCUGUAUGGUGGUGAUCGUGGUGGUUUGCCGGAUGAGGACGUCGGCUAAGAAGCCUGAUUUCAGCAGUCAGCCAGCAGUGCACAAGCUCACCAAACAGAUCCCCCUGCGCCGCCAGGUAACAGUGUCGUCAGACUCCAGCUCCUCCAUGAGCUCUAGCACGCCAUUGGUCAGAAUCACCACUCGCCGGAGCUCCGCCCACGAUGAUCCCAUUCCAGAAUACGACCUCCCUGAGGACCCACGCUGGGAGUUUUCUAGAGACAAGUUAACUCUGGGUAAGCCUCUCGGCGAGGGCUGCUUUGGUCAGGUUGUGAUGGCUGAAGCUCUUGGCAUUGACAAGGACAAACCGAAAGAGGCUGUGACUGUGGCUGUCAAGAUGCUAAAAGAUGAUGCGACCGAGAAGGAUCUUUCUGACCUGGUGUCAGAGAUGGAGAUGAUGAAGAUGAUUGGCCGGCACAAGAACAUCAUCAAUCUGUUGGGAGCGUGCACACAGGAUGGUCCAUUAUAUGUCAUUGUUGAGUAUGCAUCUAAAGGGAACCUCCGGGAGUAUCUGAGGGCCCGGCGGCCCCCAGGAAUGGAGUAUUCCUAUGAUAUAGCCCGCGUAUCAGAUGAGCCUCUCACUUUCAAAGAUCUGGUCUCCUGCACUUAUCAAGUUGCCCGUGGCAUGGAGUAUUUAGCCUCUCAGAAGUGUAUACACCGAGAUUUGGCCGCGAGGAAUGUGUUGGUCACGGAGAGCAACGUUAUGAAGAUCGCAGACUUCGGUCUGGCCAGAGACGUCCACAACAUAGAUUACUAUAAAAAGACCACAAAUGGUCGUCUGCCUGUGAAAUGGAUGGCUCCAGAAGCACUGUUCGACCGAGUUUAUACACACCAGAGUGACGUCUGGUCGUUUGGGGUUUUAAUGUGGGAGAUCUUCACUCUCGGCGGUUCUCCGUAUCCUGGAAUACCUGUCGAGGAGCUCUUUAAACUAUUAAAAGAGGGUCAUCGCAUGGACAAACCUGCUAACUGCACCAAUGAGUUGUACAUGAUGAUGAAGGACUGCUGGCAUGCCAUCUCCUCCCACAGACCCACAUUCAAGCAGUUGGUGGAGGAUCUGGACCGCAUUCUCACUCUGGCAACCAACGAGGAAUAUCUGGACCUGUGUGCCCCGGUGGAGCAAUACUCUCCCAGCUUCCCCGACACACGCAGCUCCUGCUCCUCCGGAGACGACUCCGUAUUUUCCCAUGAUCCCUUAGCGGACGAGCCCUGCCUUCCCAAAUACCAGCACAUCAACGGCGGCAUAAAAACAUGAGCCUCUCCAACGUUCUCAAAACGCACCACAUCCAAGCUACACCUCCAGUUCUCAAAAACACUGAGACUUUCCCCACAGUUACUUCCCAAUCAGAUCCCGAUGCUGACUCCGGACUCCUCGCAAUGCUCCCGCUGGACUUUAGGAGUGAGCCUAGAGAGACGGAGACGCCAGCAGUGCUGCUUUUACAGGAAUAAACAACUGAAGUGUGCAAAAGCGCAGGUGAUUUUUAUUUUAGAUUUUUCUUUUUAGUGGAAACACACACUUGUGCGCACAAAAACACGUGACCAAGCUCUUAAGGAGAGGGUGAGGCCUCAAGGAAAGUGACUGUACGCAAGGGCCCACCUCUUUUUCGUUUAUUUUCCGUUUUUGUUGGAAUUCUUGAUAUCAUUCCAUUGCUCGGCAUUCCAGGAGUCUGCGUUUUCCCAAGAGACACAAACAGAACUCUUAAAACUGAGACGAUAAAGGAGAAAAUAGGAAACAAACACAAUACAACUAACAGAUGAGGAAGAAGAAGAAGAAGUAGAAAACAUAACACUGCCUCCGGAUGAUUUUUUAAAAGUGUUUUUAUUUUUUAAAAAUGCUCCGUUUUUACAGUGAUAACACAGUUAUCGUACAAAAAGCCCAAGCAGUUAUUCUUAUUGGUUAAACAAAGUUAAUACAUGGUAUAUAGUGCUGGGUAUAUUUGUAAAUAUAUUCAAAUAUGUAAAAAUAUAUAUAUUAUAUAUUUACAAUGAAUUAUUUUUUGUAUGGACUUCCGAUCAAUUCCUCCCUUUCCCCCCGCUGUUCCUCAGAAAUGGACACAUCGAGAUGUUUCUAUUACAUUCCCAGAUGUUCAUUCGCACAUUUACUGCAGGAUUCGAGAUUAAAGACUCAAAGAAAUGGCUUGAGGAGUGCAGUGUGUUUCCUGUUAAACAGGAAGUUAUCACUUUGCUAGCGUUCAGAUGACCUCAAAACUAACAAACAUGGACUAAAAGCCACAGUGCAGCUUUUCUAGCGCAUGUUUCAAAUGGUUCGUGUUGGUUUAAAUCCAGACAUGGAGAGGUUUUAAUGUCGGUCCUGCAUAACAGUCACGUUUUGGAUUUCAGGGAACGAGAUAGCAUGUUAAUUUAUUGACUUAUGUUUAAAAAAAGAAUCAAAUUAAUUAAAAAAGAUCAAAAUAAUAAAGAGAUAAUACUAUUAAUGAUGACAGUAGAAACAAUGAUUCAUAAUGUUUAUGUUGUAAUUUAAAAUGACAUUUCAUUGAGGCAAUGGUACAAAGAAUUAUUUGUAGCUGGCAUCGAAAGAUUUGCAUUUCUCACAUGUAUAUAUACAGUUAAAGUCAGAAUUUUUAGCCCCCCUCUGAAUUUGUGUUUCUUUUUAAAAUAUUUCCCAAAUUAUGUUUAACAGAGCAAGGAAAUUUUCACAGUAUGUCUGAUAAUAUUUUUUCUUCUGGAGAAAAUCUUAUUUGUUUUAUUUCAGCUAGAAUAAAAGCACUUCUUAAUUUUUUAAACACCAUUUUAAUGUAAAAAUUAUUAGCCCCUUACUUGCCUAAUUACCCUUACUGGCCUAGAUAACCUAAUUAACCUAAUUAAUGUCACAUUAAGCUGUAUAGAAGUGUCUUGAAAAAUAUCUAGUCAAAUAUUAUUUACUGUCAUCAUACAGAUAAAAUAAAUCAGUUAUUAGAAAUGAAUUAUUAAAACUAUUAUGUUUAGAAAUGUGUCGGAAAAACUCUUCCAUUAAACAGAAAUUAGGGAAAAACAGACAAACAAAAGGGCUAAUAAUUUUGACUUCAACUAUAUAUAUGCGUAAGAAAUGCAAAUCUUUCGAUACCAGCUACAAAUAAUUCUUUUUAUAUAUAUAUAAUAUGUACACACAAAUGUGAAUGGUAAAUUAAAAUACAAAAAUAACAUACAUAUUUUUAUAGUCAGCUAAUCCCUUUUCUAUAGUAGAGGAUGUUGUUUUUAUCUGACAGUUUUUUUUUUCUCACACACUGAAGUUUGCAUUUGAAUUUGACAAAAUACUGGAAGUAUAUUUCGUGCAGUUUCACCCACAUCAGCAGCAGCUCAUUCAUUCAGAUGACGUCAGUUUUCAAAACACAAAAGUAUUAUGAAUCGUUCAAGUGUUUCAUUUUCUUCCAGACAACAACUGAGAUGAGGUUGUUCUCAAGUGUUCCUGACUGAUUUGUAAAAUUAAAGAUGAAAAAACGUUA